AUGGCCCUCGCUUUGCGCCUCCGGCGGACCCUUGUCGCCGCCGCCACCUCCUCCUCCUCGCUUCUCCGUCCGGCCGCACCAGCCUCCCUCUCCCAGCCUCUCCCGCUUCUUCUCCCCGGCGCCGCAGGAGGGUUCCAGUCGAGGGCGGCGGCGGCAGCGGUGCGGGAAAGGGGCUACAGCGGCGUGGCCGAGGACAAGAACUCCCCUGACAAUGGGUGCGACUACAAACACUGGCUCAUCAGGAUGAGUUUCCCGGACCCCAAGCCGUCCCGCGAGGAGAUGAUCGAAACCUACCUUAAGACCCUCGCCAUAGUCGUUGGAAGGUAUAAUUUAACUUCCAACAAUUUAGCAUAG
Molecule: messenger RNA, 354 nt
Organism: Panicum virgatum (switchgrass)
Lineage: Eukaryota; Viridiplantae; Streptophyta; Magnoliopsida; Poales; Poaceae
Product: multiple organellar RNA editing factor 9, chloroplastic-like
Exons: 1
Coding region: 1-354 (117 amino acids)
Biological process (GO): cytidine to uridine editing; mitochondrial mRNA modification
Cellular component (GO): mitochondrion
Source: RefSeq, a predicted model, not a curated record